AUGAAUAACGACAAGUGGUGGCUGAUUCCAGCGGAAGCUCUGCACAUCCCCACAAAGCAGCCGAUAAAGCGAGGCUGCAAGGCCGAGAUAAAGGAGAAGACCGUCUGGAUCAAGCCGGUGGAUACCCCGCCCGGCUUUGAUGUCAACGCUUUGUUAGGUCUUCCCGUAUUGCAGCAGUUACGUGGAAUCCAUCAUCCCAAUGUUAACCCCUUUGUCGGGAUCUGCUAUGAUCCGCAAAACGCGACGGGAUAUUUAGUUAGCGACCAUUGUCCACGCGGUUGUUUGAGCGGGUUGCAUAAGCGCGCAAAGCUAGACUGGGAGUUUGUAUUCUCUUUAAUGCGUAAUUUUAUCCAGGGAUUGUCGUAUAUUCACCAUUCAGCCAUUCGCUUUCAUGGCAGUUUAUCCAUCGAUAAAUGCUUGAUCGACGGCAGAUUCAGCCUAAAGAUUGGCGAACUGCGCUACGAUGUUAUUUCCGGUCUCUUAAAUCAAAACCACCGACCAAGUGCCAUCUCCCGUCACUCGGUAUCCAAAACACUCGCGUCAUUCAAGAAUAAAUCUACAGUGGAGAAUGGUCAGAGUAACGAUAUCCAUAUGUUUGCAACCAUCGCUUUGGGACUGUUUUUACACGCGGGAACUGAUACAAUAAAGAAAGACUCAAAGUUUCGAAAACUGGAGCGGUUUCUAAAGGACUGCAUCGAGGAAGCCAACAAACAACAACCGACAAUACGAAUGAUUGAAAGAACGUUAAGCGAGCAUUCCUGGACGACUUCUCAUGAUAUUGUGCAAUUAAUAAUGCAACGCGUGGAGGAAUAUACCAUCGUUCUGGAAGAUGCCGUAGCGGAUAAAACAAAAGAGCUUCUCAAUGAACAACAUAAAGCCGACGUACUUUUGCGGGAAAUGUUGCCUUCAUCCAUUGUGGAGAAAUUGAGAAAUAAAGUCACCAUCGAACCGGAAUACUUCGAAGCAGUGACCAUUUCAUUCAGCGAUCUUCCGGGCUUUGUAACCUGGGUAGCCACCGCCACGCCUUACGAUGUUAUUGAACUGCUUAACGCUAUUUACAGCAUCUUUGAUGUGGAGAUCAAUAGUCACCAUUUGGUGCAAAAAAUUGAGACCAUCGGCGAUUGCUACAUGGUCGCCAGUGGUGUUCCAGUUCGUGUCGGGAAGGAGCAUGCGGCGGCGGUGUGCCGAAUGGCUAAAGCACUGCACAAAGCGUUCGGUGGAAGUCAUCUGGCUGAGAAAGGUCUCAUGCUGCGAGUAGGCGUCCAUUCCGACCAUUGUGCAGCAAGCGUCAUUGGAAGUAAAGUCCCGCGAUACUGCUUAUUUGGAGAUGCUGUCAACACGGCAUCGAGAAUGGAAAGCCAUGGCGAAAGCGGUAAAAUUCAUCUUAGUUACAAAACGCGGGCGUUCAUUGUGGAGAAUAGUGAACUAGUCUGUGAAAGCAGAGGCUUAAUAGCCGUUAAGGGAAAAGGGGAAAUGGAAACAUUUUGGCUGGCUGUUUAAUGUUCCACAUAUAUUUCCGAUCACCGUUAAACCCCAG
Messenger RNA from Paramacrobiotus metropolitanus, 1537 nucleotides. Its product is annotated as atrial natriuretic peptide receptor 1-like. Lineage: Eukaryota; Metazoa; Tardigrada; Eutardigrada; Parachela; Macrobiotidae. Bases 1 to 1500 code for a protein of 499 amino acids. Gene Ontology annotation, molecular function: protein kinase activity; guanylate cyclase activity; peptide receptor activity. The record is from RefSeq and is a predicted model, not a curated record. The transcript has 8 exons. Gene Ontology annotation, biological process: protein phosphorylation; intracellular signal transduction; cGMP biosynthetic process.